Messenger RNA from Closterium sp. NIES-67, 2262 nucleotides. NCBI's taxonomy places the organism in Eukaryota, Viridiplantae, Streptophyta, Zygnematophyceae, Desmidiales, Closteriaceae. The record is from the annotation of a GenBank genome assembly.
CAACAGACAGUUCUUGCUACAGUCCAACCUGCUUACAAUUCCAUCGCCAUGUCAUCCGCAUACCAUCCGUAGACAGAUGGCCAAACAAGAGCGUCUUAACCAAAUUGUAGAGCAACUACUCCGCGCAGCCCGCAAGGACGAAAUCUCCAAGUGGGACUUGCAUCUGCCCGUCCUGGAGUUUGCCUACAAGAAUGCUACUCACGCCGCUACUGGACAGACGUCAUACUUUCUCUGUUACGGACGCCACCCGAUCCCCACCGCACAGACCACACCAUCACCUGACGAAAUUCUUCGACGGGAACGAUUCUACGUCAAACUGUCCAAGAGCAAAUUCGCCCUUGAAAAGGUCCAGUUCCUAGGGCACAUGGUGAGCGCUCAAGGAGUUCACGUCGACCCCAAGAAAAUCGAGGCCGUACGCACGUGGAAGACACCCGAGAACGUGAAGGAGUUGCAGCAGUUCCUAGGCUUCGCUAAUUACUACAAUAGGUUCGUGCCACAAUAUGCGAAAAUCGCAGCACCACUCACGAAUCUGCUGAAGAAGAACACGCCCUAUAAAUGGGAACCAAAGCACCAGGAAGCCGUGGAGCAGCUGAAACAAGCACUCACGUCCGCACCGGUACUCAUCUUGCCAGAUCCCGAACGCGACUACGUAAUCGAAGCUGACGCCAGCGACCAGGCAGUGGGGGCAGUCUUAAUGCAAGACCAGGGGAAUGGACUGCAACCAAUCGCCUACCUCAGCAAGAAACUACACGGAGCAGAACUAAACUACCCGAUACACGACAAAGAGGCCCUUGCCAUCGUCAUCGCCUUUAAAGCGUGGAGAUGUUAUCUCGAAGGACGACGAACAACCGUCUACACCGACCACUGCAGCCUGAAAUACUUGAAGACACAACCCAAUCUUUCCAGGCGGCAGGUCCGGUGGAUCGACUUCCUCGAGACACACUUCCACUACGACAUCGUGUACAAGCCCGGUCACAAAAACAAAGCAGACGCUCUUAGCCGGCCUGCACACGUUGCCGCCAUUCAGAUUGAAGGGAUGAAUCCACUACUCAAGGGACUCUUCACACACGGCAACAUCGCGUACCAGAAAGGAUCAACAAAAAUCUGGGUACCAAAUUACCCUCCUUUGCGCCAGUUACUACUCGAAGAAUACCACGACGUCCUGUACGCCGGACACUUCGGUAGCAACAAGACGCUCACCGGUAUCGCCAAACACUACUACUGGCCCCACAUGGCAGACGACGUCCAGAAAUUCGUCACCUCGUGUGAUACAUGUCAGCGGAUGAAGAGCAGCAAGCAGAAAAAGGCGGGACUACUGCAGCCUCUUCCUGUCCCAGAACAGCCAUGGCAAGUGGUUAGCCUAGACUUCAUCACCGGGUUACCACCUACCACCAGCAGUCAUGACGCAAUCCUUGUCGUCAUUGACAAGUUCUCCAAAAUGGGACACUUCAUCCCGACACACACGACGGCACGCACCGAGGAGACAGCACAGCUCUUCGUUCGUCACAUCAUCUCACAGCAUGGCAUCCCAACCACACUCAUUUCCGACCGAGACCCCAAGUUCACCAGCAAGUUCUGGAAGGAACUUAUGUCUCUUCUCGGGACCAAACUCGCCCUGUCAUCCGCAUACCAUCCGCAGACAGACGGACAGACCGAGCGCCUCAACCAAAUUGUUGAGCAACUCCUCCGAGCAGCCUGCAAGGACGACAUCUCCAAAUGGGACUUGCACCUGCCCGUACUAGAGUUUGCUUACAACAAUGCUACGCAUGCCGCUACUGGACAGACGCCGUUCUUCCUCUGCUACGGAUGCCACCCACUCACACCACAGAAACCGACAACAUCCGCUACGGUACAACCUGCACAUGAUUUCAUCACAACCAUGCAUCAGCUUUGGGAUCGGACCCAUAAGCGCCUCCUCGACAUUCAACAGCAACAAAAGCGCCAGGCCGGACGCCAUCGCAACGACCACACCAUCACGGUGGGAGACCAGGUGCUUCUUGACACCCGCAACCUGGACAUCAGCCACCUCCCAUCUAAACUUCGACCUCGCUUCUGCGGGCCUUUUCUCGUUGAAGCACAGGUCACUCCUGUUACCUUCCGCUUACGCCUGCCAACUACCUGGAAGAUUCACAACGCCUUCCAUGUCCAGCUUCUGAAGCCCUACCGGGAUCCGAACACGAUCUUCGUCGGACGCCAACCGCCGCCGCCGCUGCCCGUCCUUGUCCACAAUGAACCCGACUGAUAUCUUUACGAAGACGAUUG